This is a messenger RNA of Bactrocera latifrons, 1226 nucleotides long. RefSeq lists its product as uncharacterized. Gene Ontology annotation, cellular component: membrane. The transcript is spliced from 3 exons. Lineage: Eukaryota; Metazoa; Arthropoda; Insecta; Diptera; Tephritidae. The record is from RefSeq and is a predicted model, not a curated record. The coding region runs from base 88 to 618 and encodes 176 amino acids.
UUAAUUGAGAAAUAUUGUAUAAAAAAUUUAUAUUACAAAAAAUAUAUUUAUAAAAAGUUAAUAACAAACUUCUAAUUCCUUGUUGCCAUGUCUUCAUUUGGUAUGCGUGGCAUGGGCCAAAAUUUUGGUUUCAAACUUUGUUGUUGUCGCGUGUGCACUUGCGUCAAUUUCGGUUUCGUGAAUUCGCGUGUGGGCCUCCUGAAAAUACUCCAACUUACUUUGGCCUUCCUAUGCGAGGGCUUGCUGGUGCGUUACGGCGUGCCGGCAGCGGAUACAAUUGGACAAGCUUUGACCAGCAUGCUGACGACGACCGCCUACUGCUUCACAACCACAACCAUACUGAUGAUAUGCUAUUGCUUCUCCGAGAAGUCCUCCAGUCUCAUUAGACAAUCACUCUUCGAGACGCUCUUCAAUGCAGUCGCUUGCAGCAUGUAUUUCAGUUCCUCCAGCUAUAUGGGUUUCACCUGUGUGGUAUGGCUGCAACCGCAGUUUCUGGUACGUCCCGGUUUUUGGGCCUAUCCCGCAAUGACGGCGACUUAUUAUAUAGGCUAUACGGCGGGCAUUUUACAUGCCAUCGACGCCUAUUUGGCUUUCAGAUAUUACAGAGGGAGUCGUUGACUUGAAGGUUAAGUAUAGCAAAAUAGUUGUUAUGACUUUAUUUCAAACAUGUUCGUAUGUAUGUAUAUCUACACAUUAAUUUGUAAGAAAUUCACAUAAAAAUUAAGUUGUUACUUUGUGUGUGGCACACUUGAGGCACAUAAGUGUGAGUAUUUCUCUUAUCAAUAAUAUUAAUAUUUGGGGGCAUUUAUAUAUACAAAAUAAUUAAAAUAAUAACUUAAAUAGUAAAACAAUAACUGAAAUCAUUUGUAUAAAGUUAGUUAUUAAAAUAUGAUAAUAAAUAAUUAUAAAUAUUUUUUUAAUAAUGAAAUAGGAUAAUAUUGWCAACUGCUUUCGACAAAUGUUUUGGGAAAAAAACAAAUAUUAAAAGAAAAAAUUGAAAUUAAAAACAAAAAUUUUUUAAAAAUUUAAAUAAAAAAAUAUUAUUUAAAACAUGACUGAUUUGCCACUAGUACUCAAGUGGAUAUAGAUAGUGCACCUGCGCUCAUUUGUCACUUUCAAGAGAUUAUUUUUUAGUCCAUAUUUCACAUAGUUUUAGUCGAUUUUGUUAAGCGCCUUGAAUUUUCUGCAAAUAUAUAUUUAUUAUUUAUGCUAUUUCAUACACCAAA